GCUGGAUGGACUUAACAUCAGGUACAAGAACAGGGGGAGAGACCAGAGCAACUAUUUAUUAUUAUUAUUAUAUGAUAAAAUCACACCCACAAGAUCCAGAUCCACCACCAAAUCCAGAACCGAAACCAGAACCGAAACCAGAUCCAGAACCGAAACCAGAACCGAAACCAGAUCCAGAACCGAAACCAGAACCGAAACCAGAUCCAGAACCGAAACCAGAUCCAGAACCGAAACCAGAUCCAGAACCGAAACCGAAACCAGAACCAAAACCAGAACCAAAACCAGAACCAAAACCAACACCAGAACCAAAACCAACACCAGAACCAAAACCAACACCAGAACCAAAACCAACACCAGAACCAAAACCAACACCAACACCACCAACAUCAGAUCCACCACCAACACCAGAUACAACACCAGAACCACCACCACCAACAUCAGAUCCACCACAAACACCAGAUACAACACCAGAACCACCACCAACAACACCGUCAGAAUCAGAUCCGAUUUAUACCACUAUUGUCAAUACAGAAUCUACCACUGUUGAGAAUCCAAGUUAUACUACUGAUACCGACACUGAAUAUACUACUAGUACUGAUUAUAUUACUAGCACUACUACAGAUUCUACUACUAGUACAGAUUAUAUUACUAAUACCAGCACUGAAUAUACUACUACAAAUAUUACUGCAGAGACUAUUAUAGACAUAUUAAAAUAUAACUUGACAGUAGCAACUAAUAGCAUGACAGAGAUAUCAUACAGAGUUGAAAAAUUAUUUACUAGUGUUGUAGCAUUAGCACCAUUGACAUUAUUAUUAUUAGCUGCAUCAGUUGCAAGUGGAUAUAUGCUUUAUCAACAGAGAAAAAACAAGUCAGGAGGUUCACAAAUUUUACGCAGUAUAGGACGUGGCAAAGAAUUAAAACAAGUCAAGGACUUUACGGUCGGAAAAUAUAAUGUUGGUAAUAUUCUUUAUUCUGUCCCAGUUGACCUUAGUGAAAUUGAACCCAUAGAACAAAUAUUUGGUAAAACUAUUGUCAUUGAAGAUAAAAAUUGUACAGUUUAUGGAGAAGGUUCUAAUAAACCACCAGUUGGAAGGGGUCUUAAUAAAAGAGCUGUUAUCACAUUGGAUGAGUGUUGGGCAAUAAAUAAACUUACUCGUCAACCAAUAAAAGAUCCAAAAGAUUCUCAAUAUCAACAACAUAUCCUUAGACUAAAGAAUAUACCCAAUACAAAAUUUAUUACAUUUGCUCCAGCAACCGGAAGUUGGGUGUUUGAAGUAGAAGAUUUUACUAUUAAUGCGUGUACACCAAAUCCAACGUGCCCAACGUGUCCACCACCAAAAUCGUGUGAUCCGCUACCGUGUUCACCAGUAAAUUGUCCACCAGGAGAUUGUACACCAUCAGGAUGUCCAGCAGUAGAUUGCCAACCAAUAGAUUGUCCAGAAGAAACGUGUAUACAACCAUGUGAUCCGGAAACUAUUGCAGCACUGGCACCAUUAGCAACAUUAUUAUUAGUUUCAUUAGUUGUAGGUGGAUAUAUACUUUAUAAAAAGAAAAGAACACCAGGUGGUUCACAAAAUCCACGCGGUGUGGAAGAUGGCAAAGAAUUAAAACAAGUCAAGGACUUUACGGUUGGAAAAUAUAAUGUUGGUAAUAUUCUUUAUUCUGUUCCAGUGGAUCUUAGUGAAAUUGAACCCAUAGAACAAAUAUUUGGUAAAACUAUUGUUAUUGAAGAUAAAAAUUGUACAGUUUAUGGAGAAGGUUCUAGUAAGCCAUCAGUUGGAAGUGGUCUUAAUAAAAGAGCUGUUAUCACAUUGGAUGAGUGUUGGGCAAUAAAUAAACUUACUCGUCAACCAAUAAAAGAUCCAAAAGAUUCUCAAUAUCAACAACAUAUCCUUAGACUAAAGAAUAUACCCAAUACAAAAUUUAUUACAUUUGCUCCAGCAACCGGAAGUUGGGUGUUUGAAGUAGAAGAUUUUACUAUUAAUGAAGGUGUAAAAGUUCUUAAUGAAGCAAGGUUCCACGGUUCAUAUGAAGUUAUUUCCACUAUAUGUCCUGGGGAUCAAGCCAGUCGAGCAGAUAUUAAUACAAGUUAUAGUCAACAAAUUGAUCGAUUACAAGAUGAGGCACAGCAACUUCUUUUUGAAUCGAAAUAUUUUAAAUACGAUCUAAGCUACCUGAGAUAUCCAUAUAGUUUAUUUUUUAUGCUUAAUAAUAAUAACAAAUGUUCAAGUUACAGUGACAUAUUUGUUACAAUAAUGCUAUCAGACACUGGAAGGCCUGGAUUUAGCUACUUUCUAAAUACUCCUUGCGAAGAUUGGGGUGUUCUUCAAUACCAUAAGGCAUGGAAAGCUGCCAAACUUACUAUGGAUAAAGCUUCUGUAACAAGAGCAAUUGAAAAACAAAUACAUUAUAUAACUAUUCAUGGUUCAGGAAAGGAGAAACAGAAUGCAAUACGUUUCCAGAAACAAUUCGAGCUACCCAUGGGACUACGUCUCCGCAUGGUUAUGGACCACGCCUCCGCUGCAGGCUGUAAUACUUUGGUUAGGAAUUUAAAUGUUUUAUAUCAUUUUGCUAUUCUGUUGAAGGAUGGACAAAAUCAUGCAUCUAUAAAGAUUGAAUUAAAACAUGAUGGUGAUAAUGUGAUAAUAAUUUGUUUGAUCACAAGAGCUGAUAAUAGAACUCUCAGAAUAUAG
Entrophospora candida is the source of this 2693-nucleotide messenger RNA. NCBI's taxonomy places the organism in Eukaryota, Fungi, Glomeromycota, Glomeromycetes, Entrophosporales, Entrophosporaceae. The record is from the annotation of a GenBank genome assembly.